Wickerhamiella sorbophila is the source of this 1149-nucleotide messenger RNA. RefSeq names its product Nucleoside transporter FUN26. Gene Ontology annotation, molecular function: nucleobase transmembrane transporter activity; nicotinamide riboside transmembrane transporter activity. The record is from RefSeq and is a predicted model, not a curated record. The transcript has a single exon. NCBI's taxonomy places the organism in Eukaryota, Fungi, Ascomycota, Dipodascomycetes, Dipodascales, Trichomonascaceae. Gene Ontology annotation, biological process: nucleoside transmembrane transport. Gene Ontology annotation, cellular component: fungal-type vacuole membrane; plasma membrane. Bases 1 to 1149 code for a protein of 382 amino acids.
AUGGCUGGAUCACCCUGCGAAUCCCCUUCAAGCUUUGUCAUGGCUCAUUUAGCCUACGCGGUUAUUGGUGCCGCCUAUCUUUGGCCAUGGAACGUGAUGUUGGCGGCUGGUCCGCUUGUUUUUAAACAAUUGGAAGGGUAUCCUGGACUCCAAGCAAAUUACAGCUCCAGUGUGAUGACGGCAAACACGGUUGUCAACAUAGUCGUAACUAUCUAUUUGGCGUCCCGACCAACCAAUUUUGCUAAUCGCGUUACUUAUGGUCUGCUUGUAACUGGCGCAGUGUUUUUAGUGCUGGCGUUAAGUUGUAUAAUUGAGCUACCGCCCCCCGUACGCUUUACCUUGAUUCUUGGUUUUGUAGCUGCAAACACAAUCGGUGUGUCGGUGGUGCAGAAUGGAAUUUUGGCGAUCGCUCAGCGCAUUACGGGAGGUGCGCACAUGCGAUCACUGCUAAUCGGUCAGUCUGUUGCUGGUGUGGUUCCUCCAAUACUUUCUUUGGCGGUUGGAUCAACGACUAUUUCACCCGCCUUCAUCGGUCUCUUGUUUUUAUCGGCUACUGCACUGGCGCUGCUUGCGAUCCGCCUACUCAGGCAUGACAAUAUGAUUGAGCACAUUGAACUAUCUCAGGGCGAAGGUCAAAAGCUGCCGCCAUGGGAUGUAUUGAAACGCAUGAACAACGAUAUGUACUAUCCUGCUCUGGCAAUUAUCUUGGGCUUUGGGAUCACUCUAUCGUAUCCGGUGUUCGCAAAUAAUGUGAGCUCCUCAAACACACCACUGAGGAUCUUUGCACCCUUAACCCAUCUCGUCUGGAACGUCGGUGAUCUGCUGGGUAGGGUUAUGUGUCAGUACAGACCCAAUCUGACAAUCAAAUCCGAGAAACUGCUAUUGCCAUACGCCUGGUCGCGCGGCAUCUUCGUGAUACUGCUAAUUUUUUUGGCAAGAGCCGGGAACCCUGUAGAUUUAGUCUACGAGCUCCUGCAGUUCCUUUUCGGCAUCACUAACGGUCACUUGAUCACCUCCGCAGUUUCGGUCGCCCGGGACUGUGUGGAGGAGACCUUGCAUAGCGCUGCAGGAGGUUUGAUAGGGUUUUACAUUGCAGUUGGUCUACUGUUGGGCUCACUGGGUAGUUUCGUAACCAUAAGCCUGCUAUAG